AUGAUUGCUCCUGUGGCCGUGGUCCUUUUCCUCCUUGUUCUUCACGCCAGAGCUACAGAGCCGGCGGAGCUCGAAAAGGAAAACAAAGGCCAGGCAGAUUUGAGCAAAAGAGGCUUGCUUCCAAGUCUUCUCGGCGGCAGCCCUGGACGAGGCCAAAGUGGUAUUGGUGGUCUUCUCGGUGGCAGUCCAAGUCACGGUUAUGGAGGCGGCCCGCAAAGUAUCGGCUCAGGGCUUGUCGACGGCGUAACAGGUCUUCUGCCACUGGGUCCCCAAUCGCCAGGAGGCUCGCUGAAUGACCUCUUGAAUGGAGUCCCGAAGUACGAUCAGGCUGCUACCACAGCAGGCCCACGACCACCUACCGCUCGUGGGGAUGCCCCCUGGAGUCAAUCCGAGAGGACCUACCGCCAACAGAUAACUUGUCUUGGACACACCCAAGGACAGCGAGGGAUUGUCUUGCUCGUACCUCCCACGGGUGGAAAUGGACAACAAGUGUGGCCCAGGUCACCUUACGCCCAACUCCCACGAUACGGCUUCAGUAUCUGCUGGGUGGACAAUUUAAGCAAAUCUACCGGAGACGCCCAGUUGACCGCUGAAUUCAUAGCCUAUGCUAUCAUACAUCUAGCUGCUCAGUCUCGUCAGCCACUCAAUGUUAUCUCCUACAGUCAAGGAGGCAUGGACGCGCAAUGGGCUUUCACUUUCUGGCCGUCAACUCGGCGGCUCGUAACGAACUUUAUUGCUUUGGCUUCCCCUUUCCAUGGGACGUACGCCGCCAAUGUUGUUUGUCCACUCCUCGAAGUUGCUGGCGGCUGCUUACCCGCAGUUUGGCAAAUGAUGGUUAAUUCCCGAUUUCAGCAAGCUCUCAAUGCCCGCGCUCCAAACAGUGGCGCGAGGGCUCUCGUACCGACGACUAGCAUAUACUCUUACGACGAUGAAAUCGUUCUGCCACAAGUCGGAGGACGUCCGAUCUCAGCAUUGGAUGGCGCGAGCAACAUAGCUGUUCAGGAUGUUUGUGGAGCUCAACAUUUUGCUGAUCAUUUUUUGAUUGUUGGUGAUCACGGCGCCUUCGGCAUCGCUCUAAAUGCUCUCAUGAGCGGAAGACCCGCGAAUCGGGCCAACAUUGACAAAUCGUAUUGCAACCAACUAGCCGGUCUGGGCGGCCAACUUGGGAGCCUCGGCAAUGACUUGAAAUACGCCUUCGCUACAGUCGUUGGGAACACCGGUGACCGGAUCAACAGCUUACUCAAGACCCUCACAACACUCACGGUGGCGGCCGAGCCCCCUCUCCAGAUGUAUGUGUGCCAGAGAGGCUUUGCAACCGGAUGCACUGGCAGAGGCUUCUCGGGCCCCGAAGCACGUGCUCCCAUCUUGAGUAGUCUACCACAAACCGUCGGUGCUGUCGGCUCGUUGCUCGGUGGGCUCGGUAACUGA
Puccinia triticina is the source of this 1428-nucleotide messenger RNA. RefSeq lists its product as uncharacterized. Bases 1 to 1428 code for a protein of 475 amino acids. NCBI's taxonomy places the organism in Eukaryota, Fungi, Basidiomycota, Pucciniomycetes, Pucciniales, Pucciniaceae. The transcript has 19 exons. The record is from RefSeq and is a predicted model, not a curated record.